Cervus elaphus (red deer) is the source of this 942-nucleotide messenger RNA. Its product is annotated as taste receptor type 2 member 10-like. Gene Ontology annotation, molecular function: G protein-coupled receptor activity. Lineage: Eukaryota; Metazoa; Chordata; Mammalia; Artiodactyla; Cervidae. The transcript has a single exon. Gene Ontology annotation, biological process: detection of chemical stimulus involved in sensory perception of bitter taste; sensory perception of taste; G protein-coupled receptor signaling pathway. Bases 1 to 942 code for a protein of 313 amino acids. Gene Ontology annotation, cellular component: membrane. The record is from RefSeq and is a predicted model, not a curated record.
AUGCUGAGUAUAGUGGAAGGCCUCCUCAUUUUUGUAGCAGUUAGUGAAUCAGUAUUGGGGAUUUUAGGGAAUGGAUUUAUUGGAGUUGUAAGCUGCAUUGACUGUGUGACAAGCAAGAAGAUCUCUACUGUCAGCCUUAUUCUCACUGGUAUUCUCACUGGCUUAGCCUCUUCCAGAUUUUGCCUGAUAUGGAUAAUAAUUACCGAUGCAUACGUGAGGAUGUUUUUUCCAUAUAUAUAUUUGUCUGGUAAUCUAAUUCAAUAUAUAGCUCACUUAUGGAUAAUUAUGAAUCAAUCAAGUGUCUGGUUUGCCACCAGCCUCAGCAUCUUCUACUUCCUGAAGAUAGCCAAUUAUUCCCACUGCAUUUUUCUCUGGCUGAAGGGUCACAUCAACAGGGUUCUUCUCCUUUUCAUGGGAUGCUUGCUUAUUUCAUGGCUAUUUGCUUUUCCAAGCAUUGCAAAGCCUAUUAUUAAUAAUAUUAUGAAGAACAGAAGCACAACCUGGCUGAUCAGCAUGCAUAAAAGUGAAUACUUGACAAAUCAGAUUCUGCUCAAUACUGGAGUCAUUCUUGUCUUUGUAUUAUGCCUGAUUACAUGUUUCUUAUUAAUCACUUCCCUUUGGAGACACAACAGAAAGAUGCAAUUGAGUGCCACAGGAUUCAGAGAUCCCAGCACUGAAGCACAUAUCAAAGCAAUGAAGAUCUUGGUGUCUUUUAUCAUCCUCUUUAUCUUGUAUUUUGUAGGCACUGCCAUACAAAUAUCAGUUGGUACUAUACCUGAAAACAAACUGUUGCUCAUUAUUGGCAUAACAACCAGACUCCUCUAUCCCUGGGGACACUCACUGAUCCUAAUUCUAGGAAACAGGAAGCUGAAGCAAGACUCUUUGAGGGUAUUGAAGCCAUUAAAGUGCUGGGAAAAAGAGAAAUUUCUUAGAAUUCCAUGA